Colletotrichum orchidophilum is the source of this 1392-nucleotide messenger RNA. Its product is annotated as riboflavin transporter MCH5. The coding region runs from base 1 to 1392 and encodes 463 amino acids. Lineage: Eukaryota; Fungi; Ascomycota; Sordariomycetes; Glomerellales; Glomerellaceae. The record is from RefSeq and is a predicted model, not a curated record. Gene Ontology annotation, biological process: transmembrane transport. Gene Ontology annotation, molecular function: transmembrane transporter activity. The transcript is spliced from 2 exons. Gene Ontology annotation, cellular component: fungal-type vacuole membrane.
AUGAACGAAUCAACAGAGACCAAAGACGAGGUGAAGGACAUCGUCGAGGGAGGGCCGUCGAGACCGAAUUCCGGUGACAGCCGCGGGGAGGUUCUCCAACAGUCGCCUGCAGAAUCAGAGAAGAGCAAGUCAACGCCAUCGACAGACCUUGGAAGACAAGGCGAUCAGGAAAAACAGGAAAAGGUCACCCAGUCGGCCGAAGAUGACUUCCCGGAAGGGGGCACGCGAGCAUGGUUCGUGGCGGCCGGCACGGCGGCCAUUCUGUUCUGUUCCCUGGGGUACACCAAUUCCUUUGGCGUCUUUCAAGCGUAUUACACGCGACACCAGCUUUCGGACCAUACGCCAGACGACAUUUCCUGGAUCGGAUCAAUACAAGCAUUCUUGGUGUUUGCUUCCGGAGCCAUCGGAGGGCCAAUCUUUGACCGUUAUGGCGCAUGGGUCAUCCGCCCCGCCGCGGUGGUUUACAUAUUUUCAGUCAUGAUGACCAGCUUAUGCAACGAGUAUUGGCAAUUCAUGCUCGCUCAAGGUGUGCUCAGCGGUAUAUCAAAUGGGUUGAUCAUGUUCCCGGCAAUGGCCGCCACGCCGCAGUACUUCAAGAGGAGAAGAGGAGCAGCCAUGGGCCUCGCCAUCGCUGGCUCGUCGCUAGGUGCAGUCGUGUUUCCCAUCGUACUCUCAGAGUUACUGGACAGGCUGGGAUUCGGAUGGGCCGUUCGUAUCUGCGGGUUCAUCAUGAUGCCGUUCCUCCUCUUCUCGUCCGUCACAGUCAGGGCUCGUCUCCCCCCGCGGAGGAGCCAAUUCUUCAUCUGGAAGGCUUUCCGAGAGCCGCUGUUCUUGUGUCUCACUGGCGGCGUUUGCCUCAUGUUUGUGGGCAUGUUUAUUCCCUUCUUUUACUUGCCGACGUUUGGUAUCGAUCACGGCAUGAGCCCGGCGCUGGCGUCAUAUUUGGUGGCCGUCGUGAACGGAGCAUCGAUCCCUGGCCGCAUUGUGCCCGGCGUUCUGGGCGACAAGUUUGGUCGCAUCAAUAUCUUGUUCACUGCGGGAUUAUUGACGGCUAUCUUGAUAUUAUGCUGGCCCAAGGCAGUGACCGAGGCCGGAAUCAUUGGCUUUUCCGCGGCCUACGGUCUCACAUCAGGCGCCAUUAUCUCAGGAGGGUCCGUGGUUUUCACCCUCUGUCCCAAGACGCCUAAGGAUAUCGGGACCUACAUGGGAAUGGGCAUCGCAUUCGCAUCAAUGGCUGUAUUGGUUGGCCCGCCGGUCAGCGGCGCAUUGCUCAAUCGGUACCACGGUUACGAUCAGAUCUCCAUCUUUGGCGGCGUUGUUUGCUUGGCCGGGGCGGUUUUGACUCUUUGCGCCAAGUUCUUCUCGACUGAGGGUCUUUUAGGAUUUGUCUGA